GCCAAGAUGGCCGACUUCGAGGAUCCGCUGUCGGAGGAGGAGAAGGUUCGCAUAGCGGCCAACUUUGUGACACAUGCCCCCCCAGGAGAGUUCAAUGAGGUCUUCAAUGAUGUGCGGCUUCUUCUCAAUAAUGACAACCUCCUUAGGGAGGGAGCUUCACACUCCUUUGCUCAGUACAACAUGGAUCAGUUUACUCCCGCUAAGCUGGAGGGCUACGAUGAGCCGGUCCUGAUCACAGAGCAUGGCGACUUGGGUCAGGGGCGUUUUCUGGACCCCCGUAACUGUUUGUCUUUCCGCUUCGACCACCUAAGAAAAGAGGUGAGCGACGUGGAGCCGUAUGAAGGAGAUAUGACCCUGAGAAGCUGGAGAGAUGGCUGUGAUACUGCCCUUAGUGCCUACGUCAAAGAGCACUAUCCCACUGGAGUCUCCACGGUAUAUGGAAAAACAGUCGAUGGUCAGCAAACUAUCAUAGCCUGCAUUGAGGGACACCAGUUUCAACCGAAAAACUUCUGGAAUGGUCGCUGUAGGUCAGAGUGGAAGCUUACCAUUGGCCAGUCCACUGCUCAGGUGGUGGGAGUUUUGAAAAUCCAGGUUCACUAUUAUGAAGAUGGAAAUGUGCAGCUGGUUAGUCAUAAGGAGGUAGAAGAAUCAAUACCAGUGACUAAUGAAAGCCAGACAGCCAAGGAAUUUGUUGACAUUAUCGAGAACGCCGAAAAUGACUACCAGACUGCAAUCAGUGAGAACUACCAGACCAUGUCUGACACAACUUUUAAAGCCCUGCGUCGCCAGCUGCCUGUCACACGCACUAAGAUCGACUGGAAUAAGAUCCUAAGUUACAAAAUUGGCAAGGAGAUGCAGAACGCCUAGUGGAAGGUCAGGGACUGACCAGGGAGACGCACGCUGCGCUUGUCCCACAACCCAACUACACGUGCGCAAGGACUAACCAAAGCAAUGUCAGUAUGGGGCAAGGAUUUAAUAAUAAAAAACAGACAAAAAAAUAAUAACUGAAGAUUUGCAGACUGUUAGGCACAGGUAUCUGUCUGCGGUAAAGAAGUUGCAGUGUGGAGAUAGAUGGUUUGGAGAAAGUGGUUACUUGAGGAUGUGUGGUGUGAGAGAGUUGCGUUAGGUCAGUGUGCAGGACUGUGCUCAGGACUGCUACAUUAGAGGAGUGAAUCUUCCUUCGGCCAUUUAAGGAAUCCCAGGCCUCCCCACUUCAUGUGUCAGUGGUUACAUUACUCCUUCUUUAUCAAACUGUUGCAGAACUGUGAUCAUAGUUGAGAUAUCAGCCCACACGGACAAAAAAAAACGAACUGCACAAGGCAGCUGAUGAGAGAAAUUAAGCACAUCAUUACAUAUCAAGAGUUGGAUUUUGGAAUAAAACAUUGAUUUUGUGAAACUUUUCCUUAAAGAAUUGGGAUACUAGUACAUCAGAAAAAUUUGGCACAAAAUGAAUUGCAGUCAUCUGACUUUAACUGGUACUGACAGAACUUAGUUUUACAUCGCUGCAGGAUUGCCAGUUUUUUUUUUCCAUCUGAUUACAUUUAGAAGUAGCACGAUUCUCAGCAUAGCUCUGUUCCUGCACUGUUGACCUCUGAUGUCCGUCGGUGUCCCAGGGCUGAGGGAAUGUGUAUUUACUUUCUGUGUUGUGUCACUGAUGUAUGUGUCUCCACCAAUGCGAACUAUGAUGACUGAAAUAAGAUAAAUCACCCUCUACGCUGCUGCAUCUAUAAUGCAUUCUCUGGUCUCUUACUUUGACAAACACCACCUCCACUGCUGUACAGCGUUUCCUUUGUGAAAGGAGAAACAUGCUUAUAAUAACCAAGAUUUAUUUGCCAAAAUCUCUUUCCUAUGGUAAAGAACUCCAUCCUCCCACCCAUGUAUGCAAAUUUCUAUUUUAAUAUGCUGGUUUUUGUUGGAGUCUUAUAAUAUUAUUGCACUCUGAACUGUAACAAACUGUGUAUUGGUCAAUGCCAAGUGAAUGCAAAGCUGUUGCCAUGUAAGGCAAGAUCAUAUACACUGUAUACGUUACAUGACUUCUGGAAGGCCACAUCAUUCUGUAUGUGUUACACAACUUCUAAGUAGGCUGACUCUGGAUCAGUUACAUGUUAUCUAGACUGUGCCGUGUUCAACCCUCACACAAUACUACAACUGUGUGCCGAUCAGUUAUUAAGCUCAAGACUGUACUGCCCCGUUCUGCUGUACAAAUAAAUGGAUUGAACAGCUUG
Messenger RNA from Limanda limanda (common dab), 2225 nucleotides. It is a transcript of the gene capza1b, whose product is annotated as capping actin protein of muscle Z-line subunit alpha 1b. Bases 7 to 867 code for a protein of 286 amino acids. The transcript has 10 exons. Gene Ontology annotation, molecular function: actin filament binding. Gene Ontology annotation, biological process: barbed-end actin filament capping; actin cytoskeleton organization. Gene Ontology annotation, cellular component: F-actin capping protein complex; actin cortical patch. NCBI's taxonomy places the organism in Eukaryota, Metazoa, Chordata, Actinopteri, Pleuronectiformes, Pleuronectidae. The record is from RefSeq and is a predicted model, not a curated record.